Phacochoerus africanus (Common warthog) is the source of this 3872-nucleotide messenger RNA. RefSeq names its product 5-hydroxytryptamine receptor 6 (gene HTR6). Gene Ontology annotation, molecular function: G protein-coupled serotonin receptor activity; neurotransmitter receptor activity. Gene Ontology annotation, biological process: chemical synaptic transmission; G protein-coupled receptor signaling pathway, coupled to cyclic nucleotide second messenger. The coding region runs from base 542 to 1864 and encodes 440 amino acids. The record is from RefSeq and is a predicted model, not a curated record. The transcript has 3 exons. Lineage: Eukaryota; Metazoa; Chordata; Mammalia; Artiodactyla; Suidae. Gene Ontology annotation, cellular component: membrane; dendrite.
GCUCCUUCUCUCCCCGCCAGCCGGCCCGCGUCCUCCCGAGCCCGGGGUGCCUCUGUGCUGGUUCUGCCAUCCCCACCUGGGGUUUUGCUCCGGCCCUUGGGCCCCCACCCUGCGACCUCCCAGCACCACGGCUUCCCACCUGGUGCCCCCCUACUCCCACGGCCUGGAAAGCGCCCGUUCGACUCCAACUCCCACCUCCCAGGUCCCUGCCCCCGGCAGCGUCCUUGCCCAAUCUUGCCGCCCACCCUCUCUAGGGAAGUCUGCUCCUCGGGUGGCCCCUCCCUAGCUUCUUAGCCCUUUGGUCCAGGCAACUCUACCUCACACCUGCGGACGCCCAAAGAACCCCUCUCCAUCCUCCGCGGGUUGCCGCCCCCUGACCCAGAGGCCCCAUCCCUGUCUUCCCAUCUGCCGCCCUGGGUGUCUCUUACCGCCGACGCCCAGCCAGCCUCUGCUCCUGCUGACUCCUCACCCUGUCUUGCCGCCCACCCUGCCUCGACUUCCAAGACCCCUCUUGGGCCUCACGUCCUUGCCCUCUGCCCCCAUGGUCCUAGCGCAGGGCCCCGUCAACCACAGCACCCCCUACUGGGAGUCGGGGCCACCGUCGCAACCAGGGGGCAGCGGCUGGGUGGCAGCCGCGCUGUGUGUGGUCAUCGCGCUGACGGCGGCUGCCAACUCACUGCUCAUCGUGCUCAUCUGCACGCAGCCCGCGCUGCGCAACACGUCCAACUUCUUCCUGGUGUCCCUCUUCACGUCGGACCUGAUGGUGGGGCUGGUGGUGAUGCCGCCGGCCAUGCUGAACGCACUGUAUGGGCGCUGGGUGCUGGCGCGGGGCCUCUGCCUGCUCUGGGCUGCCUUCGACGUGAUGUGCUGCAGCGCCUCCAUCCUCAACCUCUGCCUCAUCAGCCUGGACCGCUAUCUGCUCAUCCUCUCGCCGCUGCGCUACAAGCUGCGCAUGACGCCCCCGCGCGCCCUGGCCCUGGUCCUGAGCGCCUGGAGCCUGGCCGCGCUCGCCUCCUUCCUGCCCCUGCUGCUGGGCUGGCACGAGCUGGGUCGCGUGCGGGCACCCGCCCCGGGUCAGUGCCGCCUGCUGGCCAGCCUACCCUUCGUCCUUGUGGCAUCUGGCCUCACCUUCUUCCUGCCCUCGGGUGCCAUCUGCUUCACCUACUGCAGGAUCCUGCUGGCAGCCCGCAAGCAGGCCGUGCAGGUGGCCUCCCUCACCACGGCCAUGACCGGCCAGGCCUUGGAGACGCUGCAGGUGCCCAGGACCCCACGCCCAGGAGUGGAGUCAGCUGACAGCAGGCGUCUGGCCACCAAGCACAGCAGGAAGGCCUUGAAGGCCAGCCUGACGCUGGGCAUCCUGCUGGGCAUGUUCUUUGUGACCUGGCUGCCCUUCUUCGUGGCCAACAUAGCCCAGGCCGUGUGCGACUGCGUCUCCCCAGGCCUCUUCGAUGGCCUCACGUGGCUGGGUUACUGUAACAGCACCAUGAACCCCAUCAUCUACCCACUCUUCAUGCGGGACUUCAAGCGGGCCCUGGGUAGGUUCAUGCCAUGUCCCCGCUGCCCCCGGGAGCACCAGGCCAGCCUUGCCUCGCCCUCCAUGCGCACCUCUCACAGCGGCCCACGGCCGGGCCUGAGCCUGCAGCACGUGCUGCCACUGCCCCUGCCUUCGAACUUGGACUUGGACUCGGACUCAGGCACAGGUGGCUCCUCAGGCCCGCAGUUCACAGCCCAGCUGCUGCUGCCUGGAGAGGCCGCCCGGGACCCCCCACUGCCUGCCAAGGCCACUACCGCAGUCAACGUCUUCAACGUGGACCCCGUGGAGCCUGAGCUGCGGCUACAUCCGCGGGGUUCCCCCGUGAACUGACCUGGACUUGGAGUUGGUCUGCAGGGAGCUGGACAGGAUGGGACCAAGUCCUUGAGGCCUUGGAGCAGCUCUUGGCUAAAGCCAGGAGGCUCCAGGUUUCUCAGGAGCCCCUGAGCUCCGGGGGGAUGCCCGGAGCCAGCUCCCCCUGCCCACUGCAGGCCUCCUACUUGGAGGGGUAAUAGCGGGCUUGGACACAGGUCUCUCCAGGACGCCCCACUGCUGAGCCUAACUUGUGGAGGCGUGUAGAGCUUGGAGGGCUCCCGGGAGUGGAGAUGAGGACCUCUUGGUCCAGGCUGGGAUGAAGAGGAUCAGCUCCUUUGCCCGUUCUGUCAGACUGCAUGGGAGGGAUGCCUCUGUCCACAGAGGUGGCUUAGUGCUGGGCCAAAUCCCUUGCCCCUCAAAGGGGGGUCCAUGGGCCACCAGUAUCAGCACCAGAUCCUGGGAAUCUGUUCAAGACGCACGCCUCUGUCCCACCCCAGACCUGCUGAAUCCAGGUGAAUCGCGUGCACAUGACGGUUUGAGAUGCGCUGGCUCAGGGUGAUCUUAACCCUGAGGAUGGUUUGUGAGAAGGUCUUUGGACCAGCCAGCCUCCCAGGAUCUCUCUGGCCGCACAGAAAACAUCUUGGCCUGGGAGUCAGGCAGGCAUAAAUCUGAACCUCUGCUUCAUUACAUAGCAGCCCUAAAACAAAUUUCUUCACCUCUCUGAGCCUGUUAUUCCACGUUCAAAGUGGCUAAUGAUGCCUGCCUCAAAGGGUGUCAUGAGAAUUAGAAUAAUGGGCACAGAAUGCCCAGCACUCAGCAGGUGGUCACUGGGUGGUCCCUGCUUUUAGUUCCUGGCCAUCUGGCUCCCUGGCCUCUGGCUCCCCAGCUCCCUGUUCUAGAUGUCUGCAGCUCCCAUCCUGGCUCCCAGGCUGCUGCAUUGUCUCUCCUGGGGGCAAAGGGGUAGCUGGUGGGUUCUUGCUCAACACCAGGGGUGGGGUUCUCUACCCUAGGCUUCCUUGGGCUUAGAAGGGAACCUGCUGAUGGGGAGACCCAACCCCUCACCCCCCUCCUUCGGACCUCCCCUGGGGUCAGUGAGGGAAGCAGGAGUGGUGGCUAUUGGGUCAGCAGAGGGUAGAGGAGCUAUCCCUGGUGUGGGCCAGUGUGAGCCAGUGCCCUUCGGCAGGCAGGUGGACCCUGGCACUUUUUUUUUUUUUUUUUUUCCUGAGGCAGGACUCUUGGUUCCCUAGUUUACUUGCCGUAGGUUCCUUUCCAGCCUGAGGUUUUUCUUACCCCGCCCCAUCACCCGCCUUCCCCAAGUUCCAUCAACCCAAAUGCCCAGGGGCUCUACUGGCAGCCCUGCGCUCUCCUUGGUGCUGAUUAGACUCCACUCUGACCAGGCCGCUGGCCGUAGAGGGACCACGGUGCUUGGUGGGGCUCCCCGCCUAUGCCUAGGCCCACCCCAGUGGCCUCUCGGUAAACACCAGCUAAGACAGUGACCACCCUGUGGCUUUGGCUUGAUGGGUCAGAGCGGGAAGAGACUCAGUGCGGGUGUCCUGGUUCUUCUAAUCCAGACUCUGUCCUGGAUUUGCUUUGGGACCUCGGUAACAUCACUUCCUCUCCCAGGGCCUCAGUUUUCCAUGGGUGACAUGAGCUGUUUGGAACAGCAGCAGCACGUACUCUGUAAAUAUUUGUUGAGUGAACACACAUACCCCUGAGAACCAUUUUGGCUCCAAUGCUCUAAUUCCCCUGCCUCCGCCACCGCCCCUCCUCACUGCCUCCUCUGGAACUUGUCAAUAUGUCCCCUGCCUGGGCCUUGGUUUCCCCAUUUGCACAAUGGUGGGGGGGGGGAUACUGCCUCUGGCCCUGUCAUUCAGGGACAGUGGGAGGCCCAAAGGGGAAGGUUCCCAUGGGUGCAGAUGCUGUGAUUAAGACCUUGGGCUCUGGAGGCUGACUGACUGGAGUUUGAGACUGAUCAUCUGUGUGAUCUUGAGCAAGUUACCCAACCUCUCUGGGCCUGCAAGUGAAA